This is a messenger RNA of Vitrella brassicaformis, 2603 nucleotides long. The record is from the annotation of a GenBank genome assembly. NCBI's taxonomy places the organism in Eukaryota, Vitrellaceae.
GCAGAAUGGAUAGGGCGGCGAGGCUGCAUGUGAAGACCGCAGCUCAUCACUCAUAGUGUAGUCGCAGGCCUCUCGUGUUUUAGUGAGAAGGACGGCAGGUCCGAAAGAAUCGCUCAUAGCUCUUUGUCUGUUUGGCGCAUCCACGCCGACCGACCGACAGAGCCACCUCACCGACGUGACUCGACGAGAGAACUAAGGUGAGCACGACAAUGGCCGCAGCCACUCAUCACGAUGGUGUACGUUGCUCCGGUUCGGUGUGCCUGUGCAUGUGUUUGCUGCAGUCAUGUCGAUGAGUGACGAGGGCGGCGCGCCGCCCAAACGGCCCCGCACACAGGGAGGAGAGGAAAUGACGCCAUCCGAUAGCAAAUCGGUGAGGCAACUGACUGACAGAAGAGCACUCGUGGUCACAUCACACCUGUCUGUCUGUCUGUCUGUGUGUUGUGGUUCAGUCCAUCGCUGAGGGUAUGGCUCAGCUGGAGGAGCGCAUCGCGUCACUUCACUCACACAUACAACAGGUGACCCACACGUCAGAGGGCUCACUGUGACGUGACGCCAUCCGUCCAGUGGGCUCUCACUCUCUGUGUUGCCGUCGGCUGUUUGUGUGUCUAUCAGGCCACUCGCGAGGCUGCCGAUGUGCAGGAGCUCUUCAACAAGACAGUCGCAGCACAGGUCAACCACACACAAACACCCACACAAUGAGGCCGUCAGCACACUCUCCCAUUGUGUGUCUGUGUGCUGUCGUGCAGACGCCAUUUCUCGCCCAGAAGUGGCCUGGCGUGUUGUCGGCUCUCUCGUCGGCUGUCGAGGGUCUGCGUGGGAUCGGUGAGGGCGUCAAGGGCACCUGCCGGCCGAUCGGCUGGGCUAAGCCGCCGCCACCCAGACACUUGGGUGACGACCUGUCGGCCGACGUGUGGCGUGGGGUCAUCCACCCGAUGCUGUCUGUGAGUGAGGCCGUCUGCUCGGCCCGCCCCACCAGCAAGGCACACGGCAGCCAACUGGUCGAUGAGGCCUUCAUGCUCAAGCGCAUCGACCAGGACCUCAACAAAGACUCACUCACCGGACUCGUCGAUGUCGAACGGCCCACCCCUCCCACAGGCACACCCACAGCAGCAGACACCGACCCCCCCGGUGGCCCCCCGACACACCCACAGCCAGACAGCGAUGCCGCCACGCCAGCGGACCGCAGCCGGCGGUUUCGCUAUCUGUCGGCGUCCGCCUAUGCACUGGAGCGAGGAGGGGCGGUGUUGCAGCAGAUGGCCGAUUUUAUUCAUCUAUCGCACAAGUACAAGCUCACAAAGGAACUGCCCCUCCGGCUGUCGGCUGAUGGGAUGGCCGACGACUUGGCCAACAAGACGGCCCUCGAUGAGCUGCCACUCGCCCUGGCCGUCUACAAGACAUUCGGCCAUCUGCUCACAUACAAGCCCGAGGGCAGCGACGAGGAGACCAGCCUGGCACUGGAGCGGGUUGAGGGGGGCGAUGAUGGCGACCAAAGUGAGAGCGGCCAGGACAGUGAGGAUGGCAUGGACGAGGGAGGGAAUGAGGAACAAGAUGACGACAUCGACCAGCAGGGGCAGGAGAAUGGCGGCGGUGACGUGAGUGCCGGAGAGGGACCAGGGGGCAGCCAGCAGGGCGGACAGCCAGGUGGUGUGAGGAGGCAGCGCUACAGGAUCGGUGAAGAGGACUUCACGACGGUUCACCUCGCUGAUUUGCCCCCCACCCACCCCUACCGCAGCACAUACGACGUCGACGAUCCCGUCGUCCGCCAUGAUGACUGUCUCUACCCAUCAUUCACAACAUUCCUCAAGGCGACGGUCCUCAUGCGGUGGUAUGGUCAAGAGGGGGUGGAGGAGGAGGAGCUGACUGAUGCUCAUGUUGGUCGUGACGACACUGGGUAUCAGUUCCUGCUGACGGCACCGGCCAUCGAGGGCUACAAGACCGUCGACUACAUCGAUGAGCAUCCAGUCCACCAGGGAUAUGACGGCCGGCGACUCAUCAUCCUCAAGGGCACCGUAGCGACCGACACCAUUGCGGCCUACCUGUUGGUGGUGAGUGGCAGCAUCCGCCUGUACACAACCGAGGCGCCGAGUGACGGCAGCACAGACAUCGAUCGCUACCCCAUUGCCGUGGCGGCUGCCCGCCCUUUGCUGGCCAAAUAUGGGCUGGAGAUGACAGUGCUUGCAUAGACGGCUUAGCUGACGACAGCACACUGGUGAGGAGGAAAGAGAGUAGGCGAGGGAGAGAGCAGGCGUGACAAUGCCAUGGCUCUCAUCAUUCCUUGUGUCGUGUGCUGUGUUGAUGUCUGCAGGUGUCGCAUCACUCUGUUGGCGGGGCAGCGGGGCGGAUUAAUGCCGCUGACGAGAGGAUUGGGGGGGUCGAUCAUGGUGCAUCUAUCGGGAUGGGGCGACAUCUCCGGCUGACGGUCUGUAGCCGACCUGUCAGGCCGAUUGGUGUGAUGCGGUGAAUGCUGGUGGGAGUGAGUGAUGGCGUGUGGCAUGGUGUUCACAGCUCGACCCUCUGCUGGCGUGAUGUGUGUCGGUUUCAAUGUAUCGUGCCUGCCUUGUAUGUAUCGAUACCAAUGAGCGGACGGGCGCUUUUAAUUGUAU